AACACGCAUUUCAUUUGGCAUUUUAACGUUUCUGACGUGUGCCCGCGCGGUGCAAAUAAAUUAAAAAAUAUAACUGUCAUUUCUUGCCGCGCAAAAUUCGAGUCGAAUUAUGGAUUUAUUUACGUUUAAUUUUUCUUAGAAGUGAAUUGUGGUGAAAAUUAAAUAGAAAGAAAGAAAUACUUUCGGUAAAUCGAUAAAUUAUCUCUAAAAACGUGUUAAGUUUACCAAAAUAUCACCUAUAAUAAUCAUGUGUUGAAAUUGAUCAAAGCUAAAACGGUGGGAAUUAUUCCCGCCAAAUGUUGACAGUAGGUCAUACCUACAGAUAUAGGUACAGAUACAGAGAGACAGAGAAAAAUACGUGUUUUUUCUUCUGAAAUAUCUCGAAGGAGUUAAGUAUGGAUACGAAUUGGACUAUGUUCCCCCGUAUGGGGUUACGAUCCCCAAACUUGACGAAUACGACGGUGAAUCUACAAGAGAGCUUCGAAAUCGACCUGGAAGACACAAACUGGAUCCUCACAUCUUCGUUCAUCAUUUUCACAAUGCAAACAGGUUUCGGAAUGUUGGAGUCUGGAUGUGUCUCCAUAAAGAACGAAGCUAACAUUAUGAUGAAGAACUUGGCUGACAUUUCUUUAGGGGGUCUCACCUACUGGAUUUUUGGCUACGGCAUGUCCUUCGGGGAGGGGACAUACUCCAACCCCUUUAUAGGGGUGGGCGACUUUUUGCUUGACCCUCCAGUGGGGGAUGCUCUGAUGGGGCCUGUGUUCGCAUCAUUCUUGUUCCAACUGUCCUUCGCUACUACUGCUACUACGAUUGUUAGUGGAGCUAUGGCUGAGAGGUGUAACUUCAAGGCGUACUGUCUGUUCUCGCUGCUGAACACAAUAGUCUACUGUGUGCCAGCCGGCUGGGUGUGGGGCUCCCAUGGGUUUCUGAACAAGCUGGGCGCUGUUGACAUCGCUGGCUCUGGACCUGUGCAUCUUAUAGGUGGCGCGUCAGCCUUUGCUUCAGCACUAAUGCUAGGUCCUCGACUAGGUCGGUAUGCUCAUGGCAUAGCUCCAUUACCCAUGGGAAAUCCUGUCAACGCAGUCAUGGGGACUUUCGUCCUCUGGUGGGGCUGGCUCGCCUUCAAUUCUGGCAGCACAUAUGGAGUGAGUGGAGCUAAAUGGCAAUAUGCAGCAAGGGCCGCUGUGAUGACGAUGAUGGGAUCUUUCGGAGGAGGCUGCUUCGGACUACUCUUCACGCUAAUCAAAAACAAAGGAAAGGCAGAAGUGAUGGAACUCAUCAACAGUGUGUUAGGGUCGCUGGUUUCUAUUACUGCUGGCUGUUUCCUCUACCGAGCUUGGGAGUCGUUGCUGAUUGGGUUUAUAGGGGCCGCCAUAGCGUCGGGCACAUCUCCCUUGUUCGACAUGAUGGGGGUUGACGACCCAGUUGGAGCGUCCGCCGUCCAUGGUGCCUGUGGACUUUGGGGUGUACUAGCAGUUGGACUGUUCGCUGAUAAUCCGAUUCCUAUGGAAACUACAAACGGCAGAUCUGGACUAUUCAAGGGCGGUGGCUGGUAUCUCCUCGGCGUACAAUCUCUAACAGGCGUUUGUCUAAUGACCUGGGGUAUUCUGGUCACUAUCACAUUACUAUGGUGCAUUGACAAGAUCAUGCCAAUACGCAUGGAUCCAUACACUGAACUGCUAGGAGCUGAUAUUACUGAACACAGGAUUAGACAUGGACAGGUGGGAAUAUCUCGCGCAGUAUCAGCUCUGCGUCCGUACCACAGAUCCAAUAGUAUAGAACAAAUGGCUACAGUCGGCAUGAACACGGGCCACGGAUACAUCGUCGACAAACUCAAUGAGGCAAAGAAAAAGAACGGCCUAUUCCAUGUAUUUAGCAACAAAGCAUACGUCAGCGACCAGGAGCCAACGCCAUCGUUCACAACCCAAGGCUUUUUGCACAAACGCCCUGGCAACACUGGAAACCACGCCCACAGCGCUCUAGACUCUAUGGUGCACGAAAUUAAUGAUACCACACUAAUUAAUAAAGAGGUCAGUAAUGUAAUCCAUGUGAUACCAGAGGAAAUAAAAGGAAAAAGGUAUAAGGAUUUGUCGCCUAAAGAAUUGGAGGAUUUGGGUCGAAUUAGUGCUAGCCAGGACCGAUUUAGGUACAGAUUUCAUGAAGACGAUUAUAAAAGAGAUGUCCAAAGAAGUGCUACUUCUAAUAUUAGGUGGUUAGAUUAAGAAGCAUAUUAUAGUACCCGGUGAUAAAAAACUAAAAAUGUGGUUACCUAGUAACUAGGCCUCUUUGACAACGUUGGGGCCCUUGGGCACAAUCCGGGGCCCACUUGGAAUGUAUUUUUUUAACUUUGCCCCACACUAGGGAUGAUGACGGUAUGAAAAUUAAAAAUCUAAUUAGUCCGUC
This is a messenger RNA of Spodoptera litura, 2403 nucleotides long. It is a transcript of the gene Amt, whose product is annotated as Ammonium transporter. Gene Ontology annotation, biological process: ammonium homeostasis; ammonium transmembrane transport. The record is from RefSeq and is a predicted model, not a curated record. Gene Ontology annotation, cellular component: plasma membrane. Gene Ontology annotation, molecular function: ammonium channel activity. NCBI's taxonomy places the organism in Eukaryota, Metazoa, Arthropoda, Insecta, Lepidoptera, Noctuidae.